AUGUUUCAAUACGCCAGUGACAGUGUACAUGCACAAUCAGUCACUUGGCAAGUAAGUUUUAUCUGUCAGGCAUGUGAUCAACUAUAACGGAAACGAACACCAAAGAAAGAGAGAGAUCACAGGCACAUCACCAUAGAUGAGAUUGUCACAAUAUCCAUCAAAUCAUUUACGGUUGCCAACAGAAGUUGACAGACAUUAAUGUGAAGGUAGUUCACUAGUUUAUCCUGCAUGUGCCAUGCUACUCGCAAAGUUCAGCUUGGAUUGCCAUCCGUGACAAGUUCAAUAUAUAUUGUUAGUUACGCAUGAUAACGUGGGCAGUAAAAGCAGAUUCUAGACUCUACGCUACGCUACUGAAUUGCAUUGAUCUUUAGCAUUGCUAGAUGUCCUCAAGAGAGUAGGAAUAGCAGCUUGUGGGGUUCAAAUCGGGCAGCGAUCACCGCGCAUCUCAGUAAUCACAGCGCUGCUACGUUGAACUAGAGAUCUUAAGUUUAAUUUCCGAUUGGAAUAAAUUUGCAGGAAAUGAUUUGGAUCCAUUUGGAUACCACAGUUAGAUGCUUUAAACAGAGUUAAGCAGGUCGCACAAACAACUUUCUUUCAACUUUCUUAAGUGUUGUAUGUCUUAUAAAACUGUAUGGCGACUAUGCCAGCUACACACGGUGAACAAAUUAACAUUAGGCCAGUAUUGACAUGGAUUAUGUGAGCGAGCAAAUAAUGCCAUUACAUGUAUUUGCCACCAUAUACAAGGUCAAUAGUAAACAAUUUAGUCAGUCUGAUAACUGUAUCUCCUUUUAUGCGGCUUAUAGAGUUGACCAUCAUGUGCUAUACAUUGACUAUCUUUAAUUUCAACCAAUUCCAUUAAUCAUAUUGAUUGUUUUCAGCAAUUUCAGCAAUUUCAUUAAGCAUACGGAUCGUUUUCAUCAUUAUAUUGAACCUUUGUACAGACUUUAUUCGAUACAAUUUGGUUAUAAUUUUACAUCCCUUGUUGUUUAAUCAGUAUAUUAUUUGAAUGUACUUUUUCUUUCAGCUCCGUGAGUCAAUGGGAACCAAACUCAACCAAACUCAUGAAAUAGCUAUAGCACUGUCUAUUGUAGUGUUUGCUUUAGUUUUGUACAUGUUGGUUAAAAUUGCUGGGAAAAGAAUCAAUGUGAAUGGCGGCAGAGUUUACAAAAACCGUCGUCAUGCAACUGACAAAAUAUGGCAGAAAAGUGCAGCAAAGUUUCACAUAGUUCUAUUACCUGAGUUUCCAUAUGGAACAUUAUCAGAAUCAUUCAUUCAACCUGAGCUAUUUAAUCAAAUACCAAAGGUAAUAAUUCCAUUCUGACCUGGUUUCCUUAUCUGGGGCCUUAUCUAAAGAUUCCUUACUAUCUAAAAGCUGGUUCACAAUGCUUGACAAUUAGCAGUUAUACGCUAUGUUAAUGGGCAGCAUGAUCUCUUCCCAAAAUUAAGGCCAUGUCUAGUAAUUGUCAAAAAGCGCUCUCAUUGCCUUAAUUUGAACCCUAUAUCGCUAACGCCGACUCUAACCCCUAACCCUAAUCUAAUCUUAAUCUGACACUCAUCUAACCCUAAUCUAAAUCUGACGACCUCAUCCACGUUUGAUCCUCGUUCGUUUAACGCAAAAAGAACGGGAUUUUGAAAGUAGUCUAGAUGGCCACUCAGUUUGAAUGUUUGAUCAAGUACACUUACUGAGAUAGUGUAUACCAGCCUAUGAAGAGUAAGUCAUGAGUUGCAUCUGAGGCAGUGUAAACCAUGAAAGUAGUGAUAUGGUCUGUCCUUGGCUAGGUUUCACUAACUAGGGUAGAUUGUAAAGUAUAUAAUAUUUUGGCUGUCUAUUGCCGACGAUUUAACAGUGUAUAAAGUUGAGAGGACAUGCAUAUUUAUUUUACUGCAGGUUAUUGAAGACGAUGAAUUACCUAGUGAUUGUAGUCAGAAUUAUGCUGGAACACUUUAUGUUAACCUGCGAUAUGAUCUGACGAGGUACAAUAUUCAAGUAUAUAUUUAGAGGGUCCAUGUUGCCAACAAGAUUUUUAUUACUGUUCAUGUGUAAAAAGCAAAUUAAACUAAUUAAAGUUACAUUUGCAGCCUUUCAAACAGCGGGCACUUUCAAAAGAGAUUUUUGUAGAUUUUCCUAAACAGGAGCAGUUGCUAGAAAUGCAAUUAUACCCCCCUGGCAGGAAUCGAACCUGUGGCCAUGUACUUCUGGUGCGGUGCUCCAAACCAACCUCACUACACAGUCCAGUUGCUGAGAGCGCUGCACCGGAAUCGCAGGAUGGCAAGUUCGAUUCAUGCCAGAGGGCAUAUAGUUGCAUUUUAUAAUUUCUUUUAAGAUUUUUGAGACAUCUCACUCGAAUGAAUAAUAUUUUAAGGGUAUUGUAGAUGGAAAUUGUCGAGUGGAAACGUAUAUACAUUUAUCGCAGGGCCGCAGGUUCAAUUCCUGCCAGGGAUCUAAAGUUGUAUUUUUCGCUUCUGUUCCUGGUUAGGUGUAAUAAAUGUAUGUAAAUUUCCACUUGACAAUUUCCAUUUACAAUACCCAUCAAAUAUUAUUCAUUCGCGUGAGAUACCACAAAAAUCUUGAUAUUUACCCAUAACCUGUGCAUGGCAGUACCCUAGUAUAUAUACAUGCAGAACUUGUGGUUAGAGCUCGACAACUGGCCUCUGUAGCUCAGUUGGUUAGAGCGCUGCACCGGAAUCGCAGGGCCGCAGGUUCAAUUCCUGCCAGGGACCUAAAGUUGCAUUUUUCUUUUCUGUUCCUGGUUAGGUCUAAUAUAUAUAAAUUUCCACUCGACAAUUUCCAUCUACAAUACACUUCAAAUAUAAUUUCUUUUACAGAUCGGUCCUCGUCGUUGUAUUGCUCAAGGCACGGGAUUUACCAAACAAUGAAGCAAAUGAAAUAAAUUACUACAUAAUAAUCAAUUUGUUUCCACAGAAAGACAGACCAUGUCAAUCAGCCGUGUACAAAACGUCCUCACCCGAGUUCCAGGAAUUCUUCGAAUUUACCAUACCACUACGGUAUCUUUUGUUACAAAGUUUAAAAUUCUCAUUGUGGUCGUUUGAUCGUUUUUCACAUCACGAGGUCAUAGCUGAUACCUUGGUUCACUUAGAAGAGCUGGAGACAUAUGGUUUGUCA
Molecule: messenger RNA, 3124 nt
Organism: Paramuricea clavata
Lineage: Eukaryota; Metazoa; Cnidaria; Anthozoa; Malacalcyonacea; Plexauridae
Source: the annotation of a GenBank genome assembly